Molecule: messenger RNA, 836 nt
Organism: Bipolaris maydis ATCC 48331
Lineage: Eukaryota; Fungi; Ascomycota; Dothideomycetes; Pleosporales; Pleosporaceae
Source: RefSeq, a predicted model, not a curated record
GAAUUCAGGUGCGUACCGGUCCCGUAUCCGCUACAACCUCACCCGCUCGACCUUCCGUGAGAUUGUAGCCCGACCGCUGACGCUUGGCUGCCACAGAUCUCCUCACCAAGUCACCUUCUUUCUCAACACCGCAAAUAUGGAUCACGCAAAGUUGGCGCGUAUGCAGGCGUCAGUGCGCAUUGGCGGCAAGGGCACUCCCCGCAGGAAGGUCAAGAAGGUCCACAGGGGCGCUGGUACCGACGACAAGAAGCUCCAGACCGCGCUGAAGAAGCUCAAUGUCCAGCCUAUCCAGGCCAUUGAGGAGGUCAACAUGUUCAAGAGCGACGGCAACGUCAUUCACUUCUCGGCACCUAAGGUCCACGCGUCAGUACCCGCCAACACCUUCGCCAUCUACGGACAUGGUGAGGACAAGGAGCUGACAGAGCUCGUCCCCGGCAUCCUCAACCAGCUCGGCCCCGACUCGCUCGCAUCGCUACGCAAACUCGCCGAGUCUUACCAGAGCAUGCAGAAGGAGAAGGGCGAGGACGGCGAGAAGAAGGACGACGAUGACGAGGAUGACGAUGACAUCCCCGACCUGGUCGCCGGCGAGAACUUCGAGUCGAAGGCUGAAGUCGAGUAAGAAGCUACUCCAGUCUUAGCCGAACAAAGACUAGGCAGUGUUGAGGAGGAGGCUAUGUGCAAUGAUGGCCUGCCGUAUGUACAUUGGUUUCGAGGACUUCAUGAAUGCAAUGAUCAUUACGGUCAGCAGCCGCGGCGAGUUUUGCAUGCACAUACCGGGCUGGCGUUAUACCUCGGGAAAAAAAAGAUAUGAAUGAAAGUCUUCUAGCACGCUCCCC